AUGCGAGCGCUGACAACUGGCUCGUUUCGCUUGGUCCUUCGGUCGAGUCGGAAGCCAUGUGAAUCUAUCAUUUAUUCUGGAAAGGCGCAGCUUUCGACCGCCUCGCCCACUUUCAAGGAUGAGACAGUCGCGACCCCAGUUGGGAACAAUGGACUCGUGUCACUACGCAUUACGCGAUCAACUGUGCCAGAUGAGGAUACACAUUCUCAACCCAAGGCGACAAAACACAAUUUGAUCCUGUAUCUCCCACCAGGGCCAUUGUUUCAUAACAAGGCUGUAGGCUCAGAUAAAGCUGUUGAAUCACAGGGAGAUGUGAUUGCUUAUGAUAGAAAUGCCACUGUUCCUUCGCUCCAACAUGCCCUAGCCUCUGCGACAGCUGCUACAGUGGUGACUGUCGAGUACCGCCUUGGCCAAGUAGGCGGGGACAAUGCUUCCGCUAAAGAGACUCUUCUGAGCUCGCAAGAGUCCCACUCGCCAUCAAAUGAAUCAUCGCCCCCGCGAAAGACCGAUUCGAUCUUAUACCAGUACCCCACCCCUGUCCACGACACGCUGGCGGGCUUUGAUUGGAUCCAAACUCAUCUAAAGCCGAAGCAGCUGGGAAUUUUCGGCUCACAUAUCGGUGGAUCUCUAGCAUUGAUGCUAGCGCUCACCGAAGCACAAUCAGUGAAUGCAGUUGCUGCGUCGGUUCCUAUCUGUGACUGGCCAGGCCUAGAUGACUACUGCACGACUCAUGACGCAGCAAUGUUAGAGCGAACCAAAAAGAGACCGAAGAAGAAAACAUCCAAAUCAGUGGCGCCGCCAGACCUAGUACCACUCCUCGAGGCACGGAAGAGAUUUUUCUCUCCAUUUGAACGCUGCUUCGAUUCAUUUGCCUCGCCCAUAUUAUUCCUUCGAUCUGCCGGUCGAGACGUCCCGAGAGAAUUCCCAGAGUAUCUCACUGGCCCUGAAUAUCCGGUCCCGGUCCUCAAAGAUAAGAAGAACACGACCUCAGCGGAACAGCAAGUUGCUUAUGGGGGCCCAUUUGAGACAGAUGCAUACCCUACGUAUUAUGAAGAUGAUGUCGGUCAGAACCUAACUAAGACGCGCCGCCGGAAGGCCAUGUCUCGCUGGCCCCCAUAUGGACUAGACUAUGGGAGCAGUGGGAAUACCUGGUCUCAGCCUGGGCACGGAGUUCAUCGUCUACAAGUUGCAUUGCCAUGGGUGCGAAUCUUUUCCCAAAUGGAUGGCUUGGCCGCGAAAGACGGAAUGACAGGGGCUGAAUGCACUGUGCUGUCUCGUCAGAGCGAGGAAAUGGUUUCUGCGAUGCGACGAGCGUGCUUUUUCGGUCGCGAGAACGGAUUCGCCGAACGGAGAGUUACAUUGUCACAAGGGAAUACCAACCUUGGACUUGACGCUGGGAAGUGGUUUAAUGAUAUAUUCCGAGGAUUGGUGAAGGAGGAAUAG
This is a messenger RNA of Penicillium argentinense, 1443 nucleotides long. RefSeq lists its product as uncharacterized. The record is from RefSeq and is a predicted model, not a curated record. The transcript is spliced from 2 exons. Bases 1 to 1443 code for a protein of 480 amino acids. Lineage: Eukaryota; Fungi; Ascomycota; Eurotiomycetes; Eurotiales; Aspergillaceae.